AAAAACCUCAGAAAACCAAUAACAGUUAAUCACCCAAACCCCAUUGUCACUAAAAAUUUGCAGUUUCCAUCAGUAUAUCACCAUUUUUUUUCUCUCUUCUUCCUCAGAACUAUUAGGGUUCUACCCCACCCCCACCACCCCCGUUAAAUAUCUUGGAAGUUACAGAUCUAUUGUUGUAUUUAAACCCUACCCAAAAACUCAUAAAUCUUCAUAUUCUUGAUUUUUUCUUUCACUACCAAGUAUGAACCAGAAUCGUACUCGUUUAAUUUCUUCUAGAUCUUUACAUAUCAUUUGCACCUACAAUCUCUAGCAUUCAUAAAAAUCUUGUCUUUUUUGUAUUUUUGUUUUAUUUUACUCUGAUUAUGCUAUAUGGGUAUGAUGAAACGGACAAUGCGGCCAUUGUUCAGUGUAUUACUGUUGAUUGCAGUGGCAGCUAUACUUGUUUUUCGAAUUACCCUUCGUUAUAGCUCCAUUGAGUUGAAAAAUGAAUACCCAUUUGCUGGGAAGGCUGAAAAACCAGUUUUGAAUGAGACGCUUUUGAAAUAUGCGUGUAUUGAUAUUGGGGAACCCCGGUUGAAGAAAGAGGUUGAGGAGUUAUUGGAAGGGAAUUUCAGAGGACAUAACCGUCAUAGAUCUUUUCUGUCUUCUGGGAAGUAUCGUAUUGAUGUAAGUCCGAGGACAGCUAGAGGGGUAUCGGUGCAGCUCCGGUCACCGGAGUUUUAUCGUCUUUGGCAGAGUUUUAGGAGGAAUUUGCAAGAUUGGUUUAGAAAUAGGAAGCUUCCUAAGGAUGUGAUGAUGGAUUUGGUGAGUGCUGUUAAGGUUCCUAUUGAUGCACAUAGUGGUUUAGUGCGAUCACAGAAGAGGUAUAAAUCAUGUGCUGUUGUAGGAAAUAGUGGGAUUUUGUUGAAGAGUGAGUAUGGGGAGUUGAUUGAUAGUCAUGAAGCUGUAAUUCGACUGAACAAUGCAAGAAAUAGGGGAUUUGAACAUAGAGUAGGUUCAAAGACUACUCUUUCAUUUGUGAAUAGUAACAUUCUGCAUCUUUGUGCAAGGAGGGAAGGUUGUUUCUGCCAUCCCUAUGGAGUGAAUGUGGCUUUAGUAAUGUAUAUAUGUCAGCCUGUGCAUUUCUUGGAUUACAUGGUGUGUAAUUCUUCACACAAAGUGCCAUUAGUUGUCACUGAUCCGCGCUUUGACAUAUUGUGUGCUAGGAUUGUGAAGUAUUAUUCGUUGAAACGAUUUGUGGAGGGAACUGGGAAGUCUUUUCAAGAAUGGGCUCCUGCUCAUGAUGGAGCUAAUUUCCAUUACUCUUCUGGUUUGCAAGCUGUGAUGCUUGCUUUAGGUGUUUGCGAGAAGGUUAGUAUUUUUGGAUUUGGGAAAUCUGCUUCAGCUAAGCAUCAUUAUCAUACAAAUCAGAGGGGUGAGCUAAAGUUACAUGACUAUGAUGCUGAGUAUGAUAUCUACCACGAUUUGGUGGAGAGACCGCAGGUAAUACCAUUCAUCUCGGAGAAGUUCAAGUUUCCUCCUGUUUCUAUAUACCAGUGACCUUUCCACUCCUUUAAAGUGAGAGAUUGAUUGAUUAUAUGUUAAAGUGCACUCUUUUCUGUUUAUCUUGUAUCUGUAUUCUUCCACGGUUAAGACGAGGAGAAAAUGUUGUCAAAUUGUAAUUGUAGGUUAUGCAGAUUGUUUGGGAUACAGCUCAAUUGUAUAAUGAAAUCACAAGCAAUGAAUGAAAUCUUUGUUGUACUUCUUUGUUAUUUAA
Messenger RNA from Solanum lycopersicum (tomato), 1756 nucleotides. Its product is annotated as beta-1,6-galactosyltransferase GALT29A. NCBI's taxonomy places the organism in Eukaryota, Viridiplantae, Streptophyta, Magnoliopsida, Solanales, Solanaceae. The record is from RefSeq and is a predicted model, not a curated record. Gene Ontology annotation, molecular function: sialyltransferase activity.